Molecule: messenger RNA, 3977 nt
Organism: Arachis ipaensis
Lineage: Eukaryota; Viridiplantae; Streptophyta; Magnoliopsida; Fabales; Fabaceae
Source: RefSeq, a predicted model, not a curated record
ACUGUACUAUCAUGUAUCUGUUGAACAUAUACAUAACAACAUGUGCUUCACUCAAUGCCAAUUUGAAACUUCCUUUCUUUGUCGUGAAUGAGUGCCCUGAAUCAUGAGAGUAAAAAAGUGUAAAAUAAUAAGGACAUAACAUAGUGUGUGGUUGUGAUAAUGAUUACACAGUCUGAGUAUUUUGUUUUGGAAUAUUUUGGCUCUCUUACCAGUGCAAUGUUGUUGUAUCAAUCCAAAACUCCAAAGAUGAACAGAAUCAAACAGUUUAUCAGACAAAGAUUUAUGAUCUAUUCUGCAAAAAUUUUCACGCAAAAACCCAUUUUCCCCAGCAAUGGACGAUCCUUUUUAUCAUAAUGAUCCAACGGCUAAAAGUUAAAAGAAAACAACUUUUCUCUUUCAUUUAAACUCCAAAAAAGCAGUUUUUGAAACCCCAAAUCAGGUGCCACUCUUUCUUCUCUUUGGCGGCGAAACAACAAUCAAUCAUCAAUGUUUCUGUCUCUUAGACCUUAACAAGAAAAUUGCAGAGGAAGAUCCAAUUUUGAGUUUAAUGUUUCACCUCCUGUGGGUCUUCAAUUCUAAGAAUCUCAGACUAAAAUUCUUCCCUCAAACACUUAAAUGGGUUUCCACUUCAGCCACCAAAGCCCCUCCUUCAGAAGACCCACAACACUUCGUUCGUAUCUUCUUCAAUGCAAGACAAAACCACAACCACUACGAAUGCGAGCUUGCACUUGUUUCCGCUCUCAAGUGUUGUUCCUCAUUCUCCGCCGCUCCUUUGGGCCGCCAGUUCCAUUCCUUGGUCGUCAAACUCGGAUUCCAUUCCAACACCUUCAUUCGUAACAGCUUGAUCAGCAUGUACUCUAAAUGCGGCUCCUUGUUCGAUGCCCAGUUGCUCUUUAAGGCUUGUCCUACGUUGGACCCUGUUUCUUGUAAUAUCAUGGUGUCUGGGUACAUGAGAGCUAGCCAAAUUGGCUGUGCCCGCCAACUGUUUGACGUAAUGCCUGGUAAAGGUUUUGUAUCCUAUACCACCAUGAUAAUGGGUCUUGUUAAAAAUGGUUGCUUUGGGGAUGCCCUUGAGGUUUUUAAGGACAUGAUGGAUCACAGUGUGGUCCCUAAUGAGGUCACUUUGGUGAAUGUAGUGUCUGCUUGCUUACAUUUUGGUGAGAUAUGGAACUGCCGGAUGGUUCACGCAUUGAUUAUUAAGUUGGUUGUUGAGGGGCAGGUAGUUGUCUCGACUAAUUUGAUGCAUGCUUAUUGUGGUUGUUUGGGUUUAGGGGAAGCGAGGAGGCUGUUUGAUGAGAUGCCUGAGCCUAAUUUGGUGUCCUGGAAUGUGAUUUUGAAUGGGUAUUCAAAGGCGGGGCAUCUUGAGAUGACCAAGGAGUUGUUUGAGAGGAUUCCUGAUAAGGAUGUUGUUUCUUGGGGGACGAUGAUCGAUUGUUGCAUCCAAGCAACUUGUUUGCAUGAAGCUUUGGUGAUGUAUCGUGCAAUGCUUCAGAAUGGAAUAGGGCCUAAUGAAGUCAUGGUUGUUAAUUUGGUUUCAGCAUGUGGUCGUGAGACAGCAGUCAGCGAAGGUCGGCAAUUGCAUGGAACAGUUGUUAAGAAAGGAUUUGACUGUUACAAUUUCAUACAGACUACGAUCAUCUAUUUUUAUUCAUCUUGUGGGAUGAUGGACCUUGCCAAUUUACAAUUUGAAGUGGGUGUAAAGGAUCACCUAAAAUCAUGGAAUGCUCUUAUUGCUGGAUUCAUAAAAAAUAAAAUGAUGGAGCAGGCAAGGCAAAUCUUUGAAGAGUUGCCCGAAAGAGACGUAUUUUCGUGGAGUACAAUGAUUGCUGGCUAUGCACAAACUGAACAACCAAGAAUGGCUCUUGAUCUCUUCCACAAAAUGAUAGCUAGUGGGGUCAAACCAAAUGAAGUUACCAUGGUGGGUGUAUUUUCCGCAAUUGCCACUCUAGGUGCAUUGAAUGAAGGAAGAUGGGCCCAUGAGUACACUACUAGUGAAUGCAUUCCUUUGAAUGACAAUUUAUGUACAGCCAUGAUUGAUAUGUAUGCAAAAUGUGGGAGCAUCAACACCGCCUUACGAUUUUUCAAUCAGAUUCGAGACAUUGUGUCUUCCGUGUCUGCAUGGAAUGCAAUUAUAUGUGGAUUAGCAUCACACGGACAUGCAAGUAUGUGCCUAGAGGUUUUUUCUGAUUUGCAUAGGUAUGGUAUUAAGCCCAAUCCAAUUACAUUUAUAGGAGUCCUUAGUGCUUGUUGUCAUGCUGGGCUGGUGGAUCAUGGGCGGAGAAUAUUUCGAAGCAUGAAGAGUGUAUAUAAUGUUGAACCAGAUAUCAAUUUCCAUAUACAUUGUUUUUGCUAAUUUAUCCAAUGAAUAUGCUGAUAGGUUAUCCUUUUAGAAAUCAUCACCGAGUCGUUUUUAUAUAUUGUCUAGAGCUCCUUAAUAAUUUUGAUUCAAGUAUAUAUUUAUAUAUGAGCAUCAAAAUAAUGUUUUCUUUUCCUUCAAGUUAAUUGCAAAUUUAUUUUGUAAUUUGUAACUUUGGAACCUAGAAAGAGGUUAAGGGGAAUUAGGAAUAGUAGAUUACUUUUUUUUUUCCCACUGUUGGAAGUUAAAACAUGAUAAGAUUGCUGAUACAAACCAAGGUGGACCAACUUCUUACAAGAUGUUGUGUAUAGAAAUGCUUUUAACGAUGAAGGUUUAGGUAUAGUUCUCUCUGAUACUUAGUCCCCAACCAGAGGAAAAGUUUAAAAGUAAAAUGAUUGCUUUUCAUGCCCUUUGAUAAUUUAUAUGUUGAUGUAAAAUUUUCUUCCUUAUGAAAUGUAAUUUUGCUCUGGCUUGCAACACUUUCUUGGUUACUCCAUGUAUUCUAUAUCAACGAUUGUCUUUCACUCCUUUGGUACAUUCACAUGAUUGUAUUAAUUUACAAUUAAUGAUCAUAUACAUUGGAUGGUGAAUGUAAUUUGAACGCUAAUGCACCGAGAUAGAGCUUCCCAUGAAUCUUGUUUUGUUGCUUCAAAAUCCUGUAGUAGCAGAAUCAUUGGAGUUGAUACACGAAACGAUCACGUUCUCUUACCAUUGCUCCUUCAUCCAUCCGAUAGUCCUCAUUUGCUGUAUCAGCUUGAUAAAUCAGAGGUACCAAAAUUUUAAUUUCGAAAUCAUGCUGAUAGCUGUUGAUGUUAUUUAUGUGUUCCCUUUCUUACUAUCCAUAUUGCUCCGGACUUUUCUAUUUCAUUUGCAUUCUUCUAGAAAUAUUGAUUGCAUAACGUAGAUAGUGUUCACAUAACUCUGUUUUUUCUUCAUUCAUUGGUAGUCCAGCUUUGAAUGCUAAUGGAUGGACUGGUAUUGAAUUUCACUCCUACCCUGUUCUGUUGUUUCAUCAAUCAUGCUGAUGCAGAAUCACUGGAGUCAAUACAUCAAACAUUCAAACUGUGACAUUUCCUUUCAACUGCUCUUCAUUAGGCUACUAGUUUGCUUUGUUGGUUGAUAAAUCAACAAGAUACGAUGAUAGAACGAGAUAAAACAUGAGAAUAAAAAAGGACAUUCCAUGCACAAAGUCUGGGGAAGGACCGCACCUAAAGGGUAUAAUGUUACUUUUAUUGUUAAAAGAAAAAUUAUGCUUCUGUCUCACACUUGCUUUAAAGAGUGCUUUUCCUUGUUUUUGGAUUUGGAUCUUCUAAGUUAACGAUAUUUGUAAUGUGAUGUCUAAAUUGAUCCUGCCUUUUGUGGACCUUAACAUGGUCUUGGCACAAAAUUGUGAGAACACUCUUGCCCCACAUUUUAAGAAGAUUAAAAUUGCAGAUUGAGGCAUAGUUUAUUGCUAUAUUUGCAAGUUUCUGCCUUUGCUUAUACAGUUACAUCCCUUAUCAGUAUAUGGACAGCUAUCUCUCGAGCACAGGUUUAGGUUCGGCCUCAAUGGAAAAAGAAAAACGGAGCACCUAACAACGUAUCUUCACAGACCAAGAACUACGAGAUCGCCCCUUUCAUU